This is a messenger RNA of Salvia miltiorrhiza (redroot sage), 2102 nucleotides long. Its product is annotated as protein NRT1/ PTR FAMILY 4.5-like. NCBI's taxonomy places the organism in Eukaryota, Viridiplantae, Streptophyta, Magnoliopsida, Lamiales, Lamiaceae. The transcript has 6 exons. Gene Ontology annotation, biological process: transmembrane transport. Gene Ontology annotation, cellular component: membrane. The record is from RefSeq and is a predicted model, not a curated record. Bases 132 to 1898 code for a protein of 588 amino acids. Gene Ontology annotation, molecular function: transmembrane transporter activity.
AAUUAUUACUAAGAUUCCUCAUAUUCAUUGGCUGUCACUAUGUGCUCAACCCAUUUCUGCCUUGUAUAUAAACACACACUUCAAGAGAUGCUGGAGCAUUCAGCCCUCAUUGGAGCAAGCUAAGGCAUUGCAUGAAAAUGGGGAUUCUUGGAAAUGAAAACAUCCAACAUAAGCAGCAAGCAGGGGCCAAGGGAGGCAGCAGAGCAACCGUGUUUGUCUUUGCGAUGACAAUACUGGAGACGAUGGCGUUCCUUUCAAACGGAGUGAGCUUAGUGACUUACUUCUACGGUUACAUGAACUUCGGCUUAACCAAGUCUGCCACCACUCUUACAAACUUCAUGGGGACUGCCUUUCUCCUCUCUCUAUUCGGAGGAUUCAUCUCAGACACAUACUUGUCCAGGUUCAAGACUUGCAUCGUCUUCGGCUGCUUCGAAAUACUGGGGUACAGUCUGCUAGCAGUUCAAGCACACUUGAAGCAGCUGAGGCCUUUGCCAUGCAAAGAUGCAACGAUUGGAUGUGAAUCAGCGAGUGGCAACCAAGAGGCGAUACUCUUCACAGGGCUUUACUUGGUAGCACUGGGCACAGGAGGGAUCAAGGCCGCCCUGCCUUCUCUCGGAGCAGAUCAAUACGACGAAAGGGACCCUAAGGAGGCCGCGUCACUCUCCAGCUUCUUCAACUGGUACAUGUUCUCGGUCACAUUCGGAGCAAUGUUUGGGGUCACGUUUUUGGUGUGGAUAAGCACCAACCAGGGCUGGGAUUGGUCUUUCGGAGUGUGUGGCCUAGCAGUGGCAGCAGCUAUUCUGUUCCUCGCUAUGGGGAGAUCGCUUUAUCGGACCAACGUGCCAAAGGGUACGAGCCCCUUAGUCCGAAUACUACAGGUAUUGGUAGUAGCAGUUAGAAACAGGAACCUACCUGUACCAGAGAUAGCACAAGAGCUCCAUGAAAUUCAUGAUAAAGAAGCAGGAAACAACGAGAUUCUUCAGAGAACCGAUCAAUUCAAGUUUCUGGACCGUGCAGCGAUCCCAAAGAAGUCGAACUCAGAAGAUGUUGCGAGGUAUAGCGGUUCAGAGUCAUGGAGAGUGUGCACAAUCACACAAGUGGAAGAAACGAAGAUCUUAAUGCGGAUGCUUCCGAUCAUAGUGAGCACCGUUUUCAUGAACACAUGCUUGGCUCAGCUGCAGACAUUUACAAUACAGCAAAGCAUGACAAUGGACAGAAGUUUAGGAAGCUUCCAAGUUCCAGGCCCCUCAAUCCCAGUGAUCCCCCUUGUAUUUAUGUCCAUACUUCUCCCGGCGUACGACCGUUUCUUCGUCCCGCUGGCACGAAGGCUGACAGGCAUCCCGACAGGCAUUACGCAGCUCCAAAGGGUCGGAGUGGGUCUAGUCCUCUCCAUAAUCUCCAUGGCAGUGAGUGGAGUCGUCGAGACACAUAGGAAGAAGGUGGCUGUGGAGCACAACAUGGUGGACUCGGCGGGGCCUCUCCCGAUGAGUGUGUUCUGGCUGGGUAUACAAUAUGCUAUAUUCGGGAUGGCUGACAUGUUUACGGUGGUAGGGCUGCUGGACUUCUUCUACGCGGAGAGCUCGGCCGGGAUGAAGUCGCUGGGCACCGCCAUCUCGUGGUGCUCCUUGGCGUUCGGCUACUACACCAGCACUGUGGUGGUGAAUGUGGUGAACAAGGCCAGCGGGGGAUGGCUGUCGAGCAACAACCUCAACACAGACAGAUUGGAGUAUUUCUACUGGUUGCUUGCGCUCUUGAGCGUUCUAAACUUCGGGGUGUAUUUGCUAUGCGCGUCGUGGUACAAAUACAAGAAGCUGCAAACGGAGAAGGCACCGGGCGCCUCUGUCGAUUAUGUCGAGGAAAGAAUUGAUAAGAGUGUUUGUAGGAAUUCCAGCCCCUAAAAUGUUACAUAUGGAGAUAUAUAUACAUCACUCGUUACAGAAAAAUAAAUCAUCAGCAAACUGAAAUUACUACUCUCAAACAUGUUUGGUCAUGUAUCAUCUAAAUUUCCAAAGCAGCAAAUAUAGGGGCUGUAGUGUACAUAUAAAUGCAUAGAAAAAGUGAUUGAGAAUAGAGGAAUUAAGUAUCGCACGUUAAAAAUGUGG